Trypanosoma theileri is the source of this 714-nucleotide messenger RNA. RefSeq lists its product as uncharacterized. The record is from RefSeq and is a predicted model, not a curated record. The transcript has a single exon. Bases 1 to 714 code for a protein of 237 amino acids. NCBI's taxonomy places the organism in Eukaryota, Euglenozoa, Kinetoplastea, Trypanosomatida, Trypanosomatidae.
AUGUCUCGCUAUAAUACCGGGAUUGAGAAUAUCCCGUCGUUGUUUGAUCUCGCAAGUGCCAUGACGGGAUUUGUCUCGGACUUUGCGCAGGUGAUCCUUGGCUCCACGCAGACAUCCUUUAAAGCGGCCUCACUGGAAGAAGAUGAUAUGGGGCAAUAUGAUGCCGCCGCGAGAGGAUGGAAGGGAACAGGUGGACUACACUAUCGAGUUCCAUUAUAUCCUAUUCCUAGUGAACGUCAUACACGUGAUAAGACACGAAAUAUUAAAAUUCUUAUGGAUAAUUGUCGUCGUCUCUGUGUAGAGGAUGAAUUACCUUGUACAAAGGAAGAGAAACAGUUUUGGACGGCCUAUCGGUUUAUGAAGUAUCAAAUGUAUCUUGCCCCAACCUGUAUUAUUAUGCCUCCUGUGUAUAUAUUCUUUCGUAUGUUUCAAGAUCGUAUGCCCCGUCCAAUGCGAGGUCGAACCAUUCCAAUAACACUUUCUCUUGCACUUGCAGAACAAUGGGCAGAAGCAACUUAUCCAGGACAUCAAUUACUUUCAACAGCUCUUAAGGCAAAAACACCAAUGGGUGAUGCGGCAAGGGCAGAGUGGCUUCGUUUACAACCAGUAGACAUACCUUUUUAUAUUUAUACAGCCUAUCAGUUUCAACAUUUUUUUGGUAACACACCGAUGGAACUCCAAUUUGGUGGAGAUGUCCUUUCACUAUGCAGCUAG